UAAACCCUAUACACAAGAAGAAGAAGAAAUGAAAGUGGAAGUUAGUGAAAGUAAAAUCAGAGCUGCAGUCACGCAAAUCUUCGUAUCUAAAGAAGAUCAAGAGGAGAAUUGUUUUUUUUUUCUCAACAACAAACUGGAAUGCAGCUUAAUGAUGGAUCCCUCACUUGCACUGACAUCUCUUUGGGCCUCAUAUUUUAAAGUGAAAAAUGAAAAGCUAUAAAAAAAAUCAACAGUAUGAAGCAACUUCAUUUAUGAUGAAAUCACGAUGGAACCGACCUCAUCUGGCUAUGAAACAGCUUGUUACCUAAUUGUCCCAUUACCUGUGAGCUUCUGCAAAUGAGUGACAAGAGUGCAGACAUGUUUGCUGCCAGUAAUCUGCGACCUGAAGAUCAGUUUUUGUGCUCCAUCUGCCUGGAUGUGUUCACUGAUCCAGUCACCACACCAUGUGGACAUAACUUCUGCAAAAACUGCAUCACCCGGAACUGGGACAUUAAUGUGAGGUGCAAGUGUCCCCUGUGUAACAAACUGUUCAAGAGACGACCUGAACUGGAGAUAAACCAUUUGUUCUCUGAGGUGGUUGCUCAGUUCAGAGAUGAAACUCAACAGAAUGCAAACAGCAACUCAGAGCAACAAGCUGCCAAACCAGGAGAAGUUCCCUGUGACUACUGCACUGGAACCAGACUGAGGGCCCUGAAGUCCUGCCUGGUGUGUCUGACCUCCUACUGUGAGACUCACCUAGAACCUCAUCUGACAAUCAAAGGUCUGAAAAGACAUCAGCUGAUUGAGCCUGUGGAGAACCUGGAAGGCAGGAUGUGUACGAAGCACGAUAAACAUCUGGAGCUGUUCUGUAAGACUGAUCAGACAUGUGUCUGCACGCUCUGCUCUGUUUUAGACCACAAGACUCAUGAGUUUGUUCCUCUGAGAGAAGAAUCUGAAGAAAAAAAGACAGAGCUGAGGAAGAUGGAUGAUGAAAUUCAGGAAAUUAUCAAGAAGAGACGACAGAAGAUUCAGGAGAUCAAUGAGUCAGUGAAGAUGAGUAAAGAUGCUGCAGACAAACAGAAAACAGAAGGUGUUCAGAUCUUCACUGUUCUAAAGGAGUUUAUUGAGAAAGGCCUGAAGAAGGUCAUAAAGGAGAUAGAAGACAAACAGGAAACAACAGAGAAACAGGCUGAAGGUCUCAUCAAAGAGCUGGAAGAGGAAAUCUCAGAGCUGAAGAAGAGGAGCUCUGAGCUGAAGCAGGCCUCACGCUCUGAAGACCACCUCCACUUUAUUCAAAGCUUCUCAUCUCUGAAAGCUGUUCCACCUACCAAGGACUGGACAGAGGUCAUCGUCCUUCCACCAACAUAUGAGGGGACUGUGAUGAGAGCUGUGGCUCAGCUGGAGGAGACACUCAAAAAACACUUUAAGAAGCUGCUUGCUAAGGCUGAGCUGAGGAGGGUCCAGCAGUAUGCUGUGGAUGUGAGUCUUGAUCCUGAUACAGCACAUCCUGAGCUCAUCUUGUCUGAUGAUGGAAAACAAGUGAAUUUUGGCAAUGUGAAUCAGAGUCUUUCAGACAACCCAAAGAGAUUCACAGUUUUUGCAAAUGUUUUAGGAAGGCAGGGUUUCUCUUCAGGUAGAUUUUACUUUGAGGUUCAGGUUAAAGGAAAGACUGAUUGGAUUUUAGGAGUGGCCAGAGAGUCAGUGAACAGGAAGGGAGGAAACUCAGUAAAGCCUCAGGAUGGUUUUUGGGCUCUAUGGCUGAGGAACAACAACGAGUACACAGCAUGUACUGGCCCAGCAGCCGUUCUCUCUCUGGCGUCUGCUCCUGAUAAAGUGGGAGUGUUUGUGGAUUAUGAGGAGCGUCUGGUCUCCUUUUAUGAUGUGUAUGCAGCAGCUUUUAUCUACUCCUUUACUGGCUGCUCCUUCACUGAGAAACUCUACCCAUGCUUCAAUCCCUGCAAUAAUGAUAAUGGUAAAAACUCUGCACCUCUCCUGAUCACUCCUAUCAAUCGCAUUAACUAGACAAGAAAAGUUAUUACAUUUUAUUUGAAAAUGGUCUGUGAAAAGAUUGUAAUGCUGUUUUAUUGUUCUCUUUUACAACAUGUGUCUCAAUGCUAAAUUUUCAUCAUGUCACACUCCCCCACAAUUACAUUUUUCUCCCUUUAAGAGGGAAAACAGGACGUCUAGUAUCAUUUAAACCAAAGGAGCAAAAACAUUUAGGAAAUGUUCUUGAAGAGAAACAAAAAGCAUAUCUUUAAAUGUGUACAUAUACAUAUUUGAUUACAUUCAAUAUAAUCAAAUGUUGGAUUCUAAAAAUUUAAAGCUGUGUUAUUCAUAUUUAUUAAAAAACUUUUUAAUAAACUGGUUAAUGACAGCUUCUGAUAAAUGUGUCAGUUCUUAGUUGCGGAACAGUUUUUAAGUUGUAUGUAUGUUUACUCCACAAUUCAUUUCAGACGUGAGACCAGCCAAUAAGUGCCUUCAUCCAAGAAUCUGGCUUUGACAAUCUGUAAUUAUGUCGUCAACAAUGAUGUGUUUGAAUGCUGUCUCCACCAUAAGACAUGUUUUCUCAAUCAUCAUGUAUAACCUGUCCUUGCAUUAUGUGCCUGUCUGUAUAUAUAUAUAUAUAU
Molecule: messenger RNA, 2606 nt
Organism: Oreochromis niloticus (Nile tilapia)
Lineage: Eukaryota; Metazoa; Chordata; Actinopteri; Cichliformes; Cichlidae
Product: E3 ubiquitin-protein ligase TRIM21
Exons: 3
Coding region: 337-2001 (554 amino acids)
Molecular function (GO): zinc ion binding; protein binding
Source: RefSeq, a predicted model, not a curated record